Molecule: messenger RNA, 4413 nt
Organism: Fusarium keratoplasticum
Lineage: Eukaryota; Fungi; Ascomycota; Sordariomycetes; Hypocreales; Nectriaceae
Product: Raptor-N domain-containing protein
Exons: 3
Coding region: 1-4413 (1470 amino acids)
Biological process (GO): TOR signaling; positive regulation of cell growth; regulation of autophagy
Cellular component (GO): TORC1 complex; cytoplasm
Molecular function (GO): protein binding; protein-macromolecule adaptor activity
Source: RefSeq, a predicted model, not a curated record
AUGACCGCUGUGUCGCUCCAACAGACGUCACCCGCUCCGCAUCUGCUCCCCAGCCAUACCCGCACCCGCUUCGCCGCCGCGAGCUCCUCCGCCAACGCCAGGCCAUCGCCGACCCACGUCCACCACGACAACCACGCGCUUUCCCGCCACGAUAAUCUGCCUGCGCCGGCAGCGACAGCGACAGCAACGCUCCGUGACCCUCCGCCCGCGAUGGCGCUGAGAUCCGAAUUUAACGGCACCUCUGCGCCCACCGCCGACUCCAAUGGAGUCGCCUCUAGAGCGCAACCGGUGCUGAAUGGUCGCCCAGCUCCCAACCAACUUCCAAGAUCUGAUGACGAUGAUGAUGACCAACGACCCUCAAGCGCGCCCGGUCGACGCAACGGAAACGCGGUUCUCGAAACACGAGAUGACAUUGAGCAUCACCAGCAGAAGCGGCCUGUGAAGCCAUUGCUACUCCGGUCAAAAACCGACUACGCGCGGCCCAUGGACGAGCCAGAGAUCGUGAAGGACGAUAUACCCGAAUGGGGGGCUAGGCACGGCUUUGAGGAUCACUACCAGUCCGAGGACAUAAUAUCAGACCUGGCUAAUAAUUGGUACAUGUACUUCACCGAUAAACGACACGAGACGACAGGCAAACCCAAGCCGCUUCAGUAUGAACUUCAAGACUGGCGACAGAGAGACAGACUAAAGACAGUCUCUGCGGCCCUCGCAGUGUGUUUGAACAUCGGAGUCGAACCACCUGACCAGCUCAAGACGAAUCCAGGCGCGAAGCUCGAAGCCUGGACGGACCCGACGAUCCCGCCCAUCCAGAAAGCUCUCGAGAACAUCGGCAAAGCACUACAGGCGCAGUAUGAGACCUUGGCGAUUAGAGCCCGCUACAAGCAGUAUCUGGAUCCUUCGGUUGAAGAAACGAAAAAGUUCUGCAUCUCCUUGCGUAGAAACGCCAAGGAUGAACGUGUUUUGCUUCACUACAACGGCCACGGCGUGCCCAAGCCGACCGCAUCAGGCGAAAUAUGGGUGUUCAACAAAAACUACACCCAGUACAUCCCCGUCUCGUUGUACGAUUUGCAACACUGGCUGCAGGCCCCCACCAUCUUCGUCUGGGACUGCUCCGAGGCCGGCAACAUCCUCAACAACUAUCAUAGAUUCGUCGAAAAGCACGAGGAGGAGGAGGAGGAAGCUGCCGAGCGUGACCCCAACUACACAAAGACGAACUUCCGACCAUACAUCCACCUGGCCGCAUGUGCCGUCAAGGAAAACCUUCCGACGAAUCCUCUCUUGCCGGCUGACCUCUUCACGGCUUGCCUCACCACACCCAUUGAGAUGGCACUCUGGUUCUUUGUCCUUCAGAACCCACUCAAGACCAACCUCAGCCCAGACCGAGCCAAGAAGCUCCCUGGCCGCCUGCAGGAACGACGUACACCAUUGGGCGAGCUGAACUGGAUCUUCACGGCCAUUACUGACAGCAUCGCGUGGACAACCCUUCCUCGCGACCUCUUCCGCAAGUUCUUCCGCCAGGAUCUGAUGGUGGCAGCUCUAUUCCGCAACUUCUUGCUCGCUCAGCGCGUUAUGACUGUGUACGGUUGUCACCCGCAGUCGUACCCUCAGCUUCCAGACACUCACCAGCACCCGCUCUGGGAGACCUGGGAUCUGGCUGUCGACAUGGCUCUGGCUCAGCUCCCCAUGCUGGAGAAGAAGGAGAGCGAGGGUCUCGAUUACGAGUACCAGAAUUCGACAUUUUUCACAGAGCAGCUCACUGCUUUUGAUGUCUACCUGACGAGAGGCGAUGCUAUGGCCCAGAAAUCGCCUGACCAGCUACCCGUCGUUCUCCAAGUACUGCUUAGCCAGCAGCAUCGAGUUCGCGCACUCAUUCUACUUGGCCGGUUCCUUGAUCUGGGCCCCUGGUCGGUACAGCUCGCUCUGAGUAUCGGCAUCUUCCCCUAUGUCCUGAAGCUUUUGCAGUCUGCGGCUGCCGAGCUCAAGCCAGUGAUGGUCUUCAUCUGGGCGCGACUCAUCGCAGUAGAUAUAUCAUGCCAGCAAGACCUGAUUAAGGAUAGCGGCUACAGCUACUUUGCCCAGAUUCUCAAGCCCUCUGAGGGCCUGCCAGUUGUCGAUAGCGACGAGCACAAGGCCAUGUGCGCCUUCAUCCUGGCCAUGCUCUGCAAGGACUACAAGAACGGCCAGAUGGUUUGCAACCAGACAGACAUCAUGACCUACUGCUUGACACAUCUGCAGAACGAGGAGAACCCACUUCUGAGACAAUGGGCAUGCCUGUGCAUAAGCCAGCUAUGGCAGGAUCUCCCCGAGGCCAAAUGGCGCGGAAUCAGGGAGAACGCCUACGUCAAGUUGGCCUAUCUCACAAAGGACCCCUGCUGUGAGGUUAGAGCUGCUAUGGUUCACGCCAUGACUACUUUCCUGGGCAUCCCUGACCUCACGGAUGAAGUGGCUCGCAUCGAGGAGUCCAUCGCGUGGACGAUCCUCGACAUGGGCAACGACGGAAGCCCGAUGGUCCGGAAAGAGUUCGUCGUCUUCCUCUCGCAUUUCGCUGUCAGAUUUGAGAGCAAAUUCUUGGUUGCAGCCUAUGAGCAACUGGUAGAGGAGAAGGAGUAUCUCAUGUUCCCUCCUCGGGAUGAUGGCCAGGAGCACAAGAUGGGCCUCCACUAUGCCAGGCCUGACCACCGUAACCAGGAUGGAACGAUAAAGUCGACCUCCCAGGGCUUGUCUCACAACACUGUCUACAUGGCGCUAUGGAAACUGGCGCUGGUCCUCAGCGUGGAUCCUCAUCCGGAAGUGCAACGAGAGGCGACCAUCGUGGUCGACUUCAUCCACCAUGCCCUCCUCAACUCGAGUGUUGGCGCCCCAGCACAGCUAGUCAUGGCUGAGAUCCAGAAGCGUGCUUCGAGGUUGGCACACCGUCACACGCCCAGCGCCAGUCAACGGACCAGCGCCGCGGGCCCUCAAGUUACGCAACCACUGCCUUCCCCUGGACUGCUCCGUAGGACUGCCAGUCUCCUAUUCCCUUCGUUGAUGAACACCGAGGACAGGUCAAGACCAUCGACACCGACAACACCAACUCCACCGCUUCCUCGAUCACCCUCGCUGAAGCUCUCGCAUAGCCCCAUGCCACCUGAGCAGAAUGAUCAAUCAUCGUCAUUUGCACAAUAUCAUCUCGCUCCUGAACCCUACUCCGGUGCUUACCAGAGCCGAAACUUGGCAAAGCCCCCAACCCUUCCGCUCAAGAGCAGGUUCUUGGAAUGGUCGAUCGAGUACUUCCGUGAGCCACAAAUGAAGCCAAGUGAGGCGGACGAGCCCGGAAGCACCGAGUACAACGAGCGUCUCUGGCGAAGAGCUCGCAACGAGGCAAUCUUCCGAGAAACUCAGCCAUUAAAACAACAAGCCGGAAGUCACAAGUGGAACAACCAGCUCGGUAUCGUUAACAACGGUGCUCAGCCCGCCAAGAUGACCUUCCACCAGUUUGAGGACCACCUUGCUGUAGCCGACGAAGGCAAUACUGUCUAUGUGUGGGACUGGAAGAAACAGGGCCGCUUGAGUCGAUUCAGCAACGGAAACCCGGAAGGGUCCAGGAUCAGCGACAUGAAGUUCAUCAACGAAGACGACCAGGCGAUGCUUCUGACGGGCUCAUCGGACGGUGUGAUCCGGGUAUACCGCAACUACGAGUCCGACAGAGAGAUUGAGCUUGCGUCGUCGUGGCGCGCCCUGACACACAUGGUCCCCAGCAACGUCAAUUCGGGCAUGGUGUUUGACUGGCAGCAGGUGACGGGCCGAGUCCUUGUCGCUGGUGAUGUCCGAGUGAUUCGAGUCUGGUAUGCGGCGUACGAGACCUGUAUCAUGGACAUCCCAGCGCGGUCCGGAUCGUGCGUAACCUCAUUGACUUCGGAUCAGAUGACGGGGCACAUGUUCGUUGCCGGCUUCGGAGAUGGAGCUGUACGAGUGUUUGAUACCAGAAAUCGACCUCAAGAGUCUAUGGUGCGCAAGUGGAAGGAUGAGUCAGAUCGGCAAUGGAUUAAGAGCGUCCAUAUGCAGCGCGGAGGGCAACGGGAGCUCCUGAGCGCGAGCCGAAACGGCAAGGUCAAGGUGUGGGAUAUCCGCAUGGACAAGCCUCUGCACUCCUUCCAGACAACACGAGAUACUCUUCGGACCGCGACCACGCAUGAACACCUACCGGUCUUUGCUGUGGGAACGUCAGCCCACGCGGUCAAGGUCUUCAACCUCGACGGCCAUGAGCUCUCCAACGUUGAGCCAUACUCAAGCUUCCUGCAGCAGAGCCGAAGCUCGCCCAUCUCGGCGACGGCAUUCCACCCCCACCGACCCAUCCUGGGGUGCGCCGCUAAGGGCGACCACCACAUCAACCUGUUCACCUGCGAGAAGUCUGAGCCGCUGUCCCUGGGCUAG